AUUUUGAUGUUUUGAUGAUGACAAACAAUCAAAUAAACAGUUUACAUUAUCAUCAUCAUCAUAAAAAAAAUCAAAAAUCGAACGCAUCAUUUUAUUUGUUGAUCAUCGAAUGAUCAUCAUUUGUUGCUGAUGCUCAAAACUCAUAUUACACUAAUUAUAUUUGAUCGAAUUUGCCAAAAAGAAAAAAUUUAUUGUUUUCUAAAUCAAAUCAUCAUCGUCAUCAAAAUAAUUAGUGAAAAAAAAAAUCAAACGAAAAAUGAAAACAAAAAAUAAAUCCACAACAGCAGCUAAUUCUGUCAAUUCUAUCAAUCAACAACAACAACAAGCUGCAGCAUUAAAAACAAUGUUUAAUAAUGUUCUUGAAACAAUGGAUCGUUUUCUUGAAACUGAAGAUAAUCUUAUUGUACAAGCAUUGAUGACAUUAGAACAACGUACAAAUAUAUCAAAACAUUUUUUAGCACGAAUAUUAUUAAUAUUAUCAAUUGGUUAUCUUAUAUUUAGCUAUACAUUCCUGGAUACAUUAUCACGCAUAAUCAUGUUUCUUUAUCCAUCAUAUCGUUCAUAUUAUAAACUUAAAUAUAAUGAUAAUUUACAACGUGAAGAUCUAAUUGAUCUGGUUAAAUUUUGGAUAUUUAUGUCAUUUUUCAUUACUGUCGAUUUAUUGUUUGGAAGUCUAAUUCCUCUUGGAUUUGUUAUAAAAGGAAUAAUACUUGUACAAUGUGUAAUACCUAAUAAUCCUACAACGAUACAUUUUGUUUAUGAAAAUAUUAUUAAACCAUCUUAUGCAUAUCUUGAAGAUAAUGAUUAUAUUCAACAAUUGAAUCAGUAUUUUAACCAUCAACAAUCAUAUCAUAUUCAUCAUAAUUCUAAUGAUCAAUUAGAUUCGGAUGAUUGUCAUGUUCGAUGACAUCGUUGAAAAAAAUAAAGAAUCUGUUUUACAUUCGCUUGAAUUUUUUACUUUACUUAGGAUGAUAAUUUCCAAUUUUAUAUUUGAUUUUUUUUUACAAUUGAUUUUGAUUUUUCAAAUUUCAC
This is a messenger RNA of Dermatophagoides pteronyssinus (European house dust mite), 1032 nucleotides long. Its product is annotated as receptor expression-enhancing protein 5-like. Lineage: Eukaryota; Metazoa; Arthropoda; Arachnida; Sarcoptiformes; Pyroglyphidae. The record is from RefSeq and is a predicted model, not a curated record.